AGGGGCGGCCAUGGCGACGGGCGGCGGCGGAGCCGGGCCAGGUCCCGGUCCCGGUCCUGGUCCCGGUCCUGGUCCUGCUGCCAGCGGAGCCGGCGGCCGGCGGGGCCCGGGGCUGAUUUGGGCUGAAAAGAAGAGGCUGAACAAGGGGGCAGAUGUGGUGGAGAAAAGGGGUCCAUACAUCAUGAGCAAACCUCCCUCCAUUCAGGCCAAGCUGAAGAGGCAGCGGGAGCUGGCAAAGGCAGCGCUGCGAAGGCAGGGGCUGCUGGGGGCACCCACUGCCCUGAAACCAACUCCUAAAAGGUCUGUGAAGUUCAACAAGGGCUACACAGCACUCAGCCAGACAGCUGAUGAAAACCUGGUCUCCCUCGACUCAGACAGUGACGGGGAGCCAGGAUCCAGGUGUUCCUCGGGAUACUCCUCUGCUGAGCAGGUGACCCAGGACCUGAGCCGGCAGCUGCUGCAGGACGGGUACCACCUCGACGAGGUCCCUGAUGACGAAGACCUGGAUCUCAUCCCCCCAAAACCUGCUGCCUCCUCUUCUUGCCCCUGUUGUUUUGGAGAAAAUCUCUCCUGUGUGAUCCAGUAGCUGCACAAGAACAGGUCAAAAUCCAGCACUUUCUUUGUCCCGUGGGAUGCUGGUGGGUGUCCGGGUCCCACGCCAGGACAGUGGCACAAGGACUGAACAAUGCUGCUCAUGGCAGAGACCAGCUGACUCCAAAAGACUUCUCCUUACACUCAGCAAUAUCAGGGGGAGGUGGCACAGUGACAGUUGGGUGACCUGGAUGGGACUUGGCACUUGGCUGGGGUGGGAAGGGAGGACAGGCAGGGCCUGGCACCUCCACAGGGAUAUAAAGGGAAGGAUUUGGGAGUUUCUGGGGUUGGAGCUAAUGGCUUAUUCCCAUUCUCCUCAACGCUGCUUUGAUGCGGGUGAGGCACAGCCCAGGGCCCCCGUCCCAGGUCUGCCCAGGGCUUGGAUGUGGGGGGCUGGAGAGCCUCCCUGCUGCAAACCAUACAUGCUGCCUUAAACCACGGUCCUGCUCUAUGACAUAGAGGACAAUCAGCUUCUUAUACAGAAACCUUAUUUAAAUAUUUCAUGUCAAAAGACACGAACUGGUUUGGGGGUGGGAGGGCAUGUUUGUUUGGUUUUGUAUUUUACUCUUAAAAGGGAGCACUCAAUAAACUGGAUCUCAUUACUCA
Molecule: messenger RNA, 1197 nt
Organism: Taeniopygia guttata (zebra finch)
Lineage: Eukaryota; Metazoa; Chordata; Aves; Passeriformes; Estrildidae
Gene: FAM219B
Product: family with sequence similarity 219 member B
Source: RefSeq, a predicted model, not a curated record